Messenger RNA from Galendromus occidentalis (western predatory mite), 12054 nucleotides. RefSeq names its product Transcription-associated protein Nipped-A (gene Nipped-A). Gene Ontology annotation, molecular function: protein binding. Gene Ontology annotation, biological process: DNA repair; regulation of DNA-templated transcription. The transcript is spliced from 13 exons. The record is from RefSeq and is a predicted model, not a curated record. Lineage: Eukaryota; Metazoa; Arthropoda; Arachnida; Mesostigmata; Phytoseiidae. Bases 19 to 11775 code for a protein of 3918 amino acids. Gene Ontology annotation, cellular component: nucleus; SAGA complex; NuA4 histone acetyltransferase complex.
CUUCCUGCUCCGUCGUCGAUGCUGGAUCCAAUAGCUCAAAUGAACACCUACAAAUCGUAUGUCAGUCUUCUGACAGAUCCUUCAGCAAAGGAUGACUCUAAGCAGAAAGCGGCGCAAGAGCUCAGCGAGGAUUUCGAGACCAUAUGUUCAUCGCCACAAUACGUACAAUUUCUGCAACAUUCGAUGCCGAUUUUUCUGCGAGUUCUGGAAGAAGGCGAGCCACAAUACAUCGCAGAGCAUUCGAUGCAGAUCACGCGGAAACUCAUUUUGGAAAUACUCCAUCGGCUGCCGACGAACGAAUGUUUGCGGAGCCAUGUCAAGGCGAUCCUGAGCGUAAUGUUCAAACUCUUGGAAGUCGAGAAUGAGGACAACGUGCUCGUGUGCCUUCGCAUCAUUAUCGAGCUGCACAAGCAGUUUAGGCCACCAUUCAAUUCGGAGAUCUCAAAGUUUCUUGUGUUCGUGAAAAGCAUUUACCGGGGGCUCCCAAAUCAAUUGGAGAAGAUCUUUGAGCCCCGCGAAGGUGCUAUCAGGGUACAAGAUAUCACCGAAGUGUCGAUGGACACCCUCUUGAACGAGACUUUCACGACCACGGUGGUUCAGGUCGGAUUGGGGGAUGGCCCAUACGCAUCGGUGAACAUCAUUCCCAAGGCGGUUCUUUCGCUGAAAGUCCUCGCCGAACUUCCCAUCAUCGUCGUGCUGAUGUAUCAAUUGUACAAACAAAACGUUCAUCGCGACGUUGCGGAGUUCAUUCCGCUAAUUCUCGAUACGAUUGUCCUGCAACCGUCGGAAGAGUUGCGGGCUCACAAGGAUUUCAACAGGGAAGUCUUCGUCGAUUUCAUGGCUGCUCAGAUAAAAACCCUGAGCUUCCUCGCUUACAUCGUCAAAAUCUACCAAGAUGUCGUGAAUGCUAAUGCGACCCAGCUUGCAGACGGUAUGCUCGCGCUGCUCACGUCGUGUCCGCCGGAAGUUGCGCAUCUCCGUAAAGAGCUGCUGAUAGCUGCGCGUCACAUACUAGCUACCGAACUUCGCGGUAGAUUCGUCGGAAGCAUUGACAAGCUAUUCGAUGAGAAUAUUUUACUCGGGAACGGUUGGACAGCGAACGAGAGCCUUCGACCGUUGGCGUAUUCGACGCUUGCUGACCUGGUGCAUCAUGUACGGCAGAACCUACCGCUGAAGCACCUGAGUGCGGCUGUCUCGGUUUUUUCCAAGAAUGUUCACGAUGACAGUCUACCGAUCUCGAUACAGACGAUGUCGUGUAAGCUCCUCCUGAAUUUGGUCGAGCCUAUUAGGGGUAAAUCUCAGAUGGACGCAGAAGGGCAAAAUCAGGAGCAAACCAUGAUACAAGGACGGGAGCUUAUCACGCGUCUAUUGCAAGUAUUCGAGAUGAAGUUUCGCACAAUGUCACGCGUUCAGCUGCCGGCGCUCGUCAAGGCCAGUAAGCAAUUCGCCGAAGAAAGCGCCUCGGCGAAAGUCGCACUAGCGGCGAAAGCCACCGACGCGGCGGGUACGUCAUCGACGGUCGGUCCGAGACCGAAUGAGAUCGUCGUCAAAACGGAGCCGCCGUCGGCGAACCCGGUGUCGAGCGCUUCGAACGUCAAGACCGACGGCGGACAAGCCGCCCUCGGUUCUAAGGGCGACAGCGCGGUCCCUCCGUCGCGUGCGAGUUGCUUGGCCGAGCUACGGAACACUCCGAGCACGCCGUACUGCAAUGUCGUUGACUGUCGCGGACUGAUCAAAACUCUCGUUUGCGGGGUGAAGACAAUUACCUGGGGGAUUUCUGCGUGCAAAGCCGCGCCUGCGGGAGCGGAUGACAAAACGUUCCAAACGAAAGAAACUGUCAUCUACACGCGUCUCGUGAAAUACGCUCUGCUCACUCUCGACAUCUACACGUUGCCGCUGCAAGUCUCCACGGGGAACAACGCUUUCGUUCUCCAGGGUUUCUCGCCAGCUGUGCGUCCGCAGUUUCCCACGCCUACAGCUGCGGUAUUGGCCCAGAAGAGCAAAGAAGAGAAAGAAGUGUUGGAUUACUUCGGCGGAGUUUUCACGAUGAUGACUCCGGCUAUGUUCCGCGCCGUUUUCACGGCGACAAUCGAUUACGUUGUCGAGCGCUUGAACAAGAAUCCGCUUCUUCAGACUGUGGCUAAUUAUCUCCUGGCGAACAGAACUACAUCUUCCAUAUUCGCCACCAUACUCGUGGAAUAUCUACUCGACCGAAUGGACGAGAUGGGCUCGAACGCGGAAAUGUCCGGGCUGUACUUGAAACUCUUCAAGUUGGUGUUCGGAUCGGUGUCUUUGUUCCCAACCGAGAACGAGCAGAUGCUCAAACCCCAUCUCCACAAGAUCGUGAAUCGCUCGAUGAAAUUGGCAUUGAGUGCGAAGGAUCCGUACAACUAUUUCCUGCUUCUGCGAGCGCUCUUCCGUUCGAUAGGCGGUGGUUCACAUGAUCUCCUCUACCACGAGUUCCUCCCUCUCCUGCCGACCCUUCUGCAGGGUCUAAAUCAGCUGCAGAGCGGUUUGCAUAAACAGCACAUGAAGGAUCUUUUUGUCGAACUCUGCCUAACGGUCCCUGUUCGGCUGAGCGCUCUGCUCCCCUUCCUCCCCAUGCUCAUGGACCCUCUGGUUUCGGCUUUGAACGGCAGUCAGACCUUGAUCAGUCAAGGUCUCCGUACUCUGGAGCUCUGUGUUGACAACUUGCUCCCUGACUAUCUCUACGAGCACAUCCAGCCGGUGCGAGCGGAAUUGAUGCAAGCGCUGUGGAAAACACUCAGAAACCCUCAAGACAACGUCGCCCAGAUAGCCUUCCGCGUACUCGGCAAGUUCGGAGGAGGCAAUCGGAAAAUGCUCGUCGAGCCACAGAAGCUGAAGUUCAGCGAGUAUCCGCUCGACGGACCGGCGAUCCUCGUUUCGUUCGUCGAUCAUAAGAUGCCGAUCUGGAUGCCGAUGAACCGGCUAGUCGAAGUGGCCUACGAUACGCUGCGGACUUCGAACGACGCUUUCUACAGAGAAAAGAGCUGGGACAUUGUCCGGGGCUAUCUGCUCUCUCAUCUCACACCUCUGGAGACGAACAUUCCGGUCGAAGCGUUCUUCAGGGAUGCCGCCUUCCAACGCGGACCAAUCGCGCCGUACAGCGUUCUCUACAUCUGCCAACAUCAGCUGCACCGAAACACCCACAAAACGGCCGUGAAAGCGAUGUUUUGUGCGGCCAAGAAGAACGAUAACCAAUCGGACGCUUUCGGCUUCAUGUUCCAUCUGGUGAAACACUACACGAUGGUCGCCGUGAGCCAACAGGCAGGACCUCUCAUGGCAGUGCACAAGCAGGCUUUCCAGAGCGGGAAGCUGAACUCGUUCAUGGAUCCCUUGGUCCUCGUCGACGCCAUCGUUGACAUCAUGGGUCUCGAGGACAAGGAUCUCUAUACCAGGGGCGAAUUGGCUGCAUCUGUAAUUAUCGAAACAUCAGUGACGCUGUUGGGCUCUCGUGAGCGAGCCUCAUCGCUUCCGCUGAUCGAGUACCUCAGCGAGCGCGUGUCCUCGCUGUGCUACGAUCGAGCGUGGUACGCCAAAACCGGCGGCAGCCUCGGGGUUCGAUCCCUGAUGGAGCGACUGCCCCUGAUUUGGGCUCUCCAACAUCAGUUGCAACUUGUUAAAGCCCUCUUGUUUGUCAUGAUGGACCUCACCUAUGAAGUGUCGAACGGCGCCGUAGACCACGCCAAGACAGCUCUCGAUAAGCUCUUGGUGCUCUGCGGUAGCCCGCUGCCGGACGGGACGUCCGACGAGCUGAUCGACGCACAGAAGAAAUCCUUCAACGACGUGACGACGGAGCUCGUCCGGCAAAUUACGUCGCCGAAUACCUGCGUUCGUCAGCAGGCCAUGGACAGUCUACGGGUUCUGAGCGACGUGACCGGCAAAAGCAUCACCGAGAUCAUGGAACCUCACAAAGACGCUCUCAAGGAGAUCCUUCCACCGAAGAAACACACGCUCAAACAUCAGCCGGUCAACGUUCAGAUCGGACUAAUGGAAGGCAAUACGUUCUGUACGGCGCUCCAACCGCGGCUGUUCAGUCUGGAUCUGGAACAGCCCGAGCACAGGCUUUUCAUUCAGGAACUGUUGGCCAUCUGUGAUAACGAGGAUCAGACCUUGAUGAAGAAUGCCUGUUACAAGAAUUCGCAGAGUCUACUCGGAGAUCUGAGAAAGGCGGCUUUGAAUUGUCUCGCCACCCUACACUACAUCGACAACGAGCCGCACCGCGAGAAAGUUUUCACCGUUUUGUACAAAGUCCUGAAUUCGGCCAACGGCGAGCUCCAAGAGGCCGCGUUCCAGUGCAUGAAGAAAUUCAUCAGCGGCAACGGAAUCAAGAUCGAGACCGUGCACAAACACAUUCGCGGCCUCCUGAUCCACCUCGCCGAGUUCAGACACGUUAAUCUCAGCAUUCUGCAACGCUUGAGCUAUUUGACGCUUCUCUUCCCUCAUACGUUCAACGACAAGCUGUGUGACCAGCUGCAGCUUCUGCUCCGACGCUGGUUUGAGAUCUGCAUUCAGAAUAAGAGUCAGGGAAAGCCGAUGAACAUCGAACUGAAGCAGUGUAUUGCGAUCAUCGAAAUUUUCCACCAGGUCCCCGCGGCGAAAGAGACCCUGAUCGAGUCGUUGGUUUCGACGAUUCUUUCUCAUGAGAAACUCCUCCUCAUCGAAGCGGCCUCGCCCCUUCACGAACCCUUGGCGAAGUUCUUGCGGAAAUAUCCCGAGAAAACCAUCGAGGUCGUCAUGUCGGACGCCGCGGUUCAAAACCAUCAGUACAUCAGAUACUUCGAAUAUCUGCUGAAGGGGGACAAGGGACAAGAGCUCCGGAAGGUACUGCUCGACAAUCCGCUGGUGAUCGGGAGACUGCUCGCGGUCAGCUUGACACCGACGGGCAAAGCCGCCAUCGCGACCGCGUUCCCGAAUUUCGAUAUGAGCUCGAUCCCGCAGCUGGCGAGCGCCAACGCACGCUACGACUUCGAAUAUCUCGGAGUCCGAGCUAUCGGCCUACUGAUCAAAUUCGAAAAUCAAACGGAUUUCCUGGUGAAGAAUCCCUUGAUCGUGGCCAUGUUGCGCGAGAUCUGGAUUUCAGACGAGUUCCAGACGCGACACACCCAGAGCUGCGUGGAGAUCUCCGACGCCGACCACUGGCGCACCCCGAAGCUCAUCGUCAAGUCGCUGCUGCACUACUGCAAGCAGAAUAUCGACGACGUUGAGCUGCUCUUCCAACUGCUGAGAGCCUUCGUCAAUCGAUUCAUCGCUGACUUCAAGUUUCUGAAGGACUUCAUCGAAAACGUUGUCGUCAUCAAGUACACGGUGCAGUGGAAAAGAGAAGCGUUCUUCAAGUUUGUCGCUCUAUCUGAGCGAGCGGUGAAUUUUCCUCAAGAGCUCAUUGCAAAGGUUCUGCAACACAUCAUCAUCCCUGCGUUCACGGACUCGUUCGAAAAAGGCAACGGACCCGAACUCAUCGGAAGCGAGCCGACUCCCGAUCAGGAUUUGGAUGAGAAUGUCAUCUCCGUUUUUAUCCUGAGAGUCAUCGACAACCCUCGCUUGACGUUGGAUUCGGUCCGGAUCCUGCUCCUCCAGCUGUCCUGUCUCUUCGUCGAUCAGGCGUCGCCGCACAUCCACGACGCGGAGAACAAAAGACAGGGCAUCAAAUUGCGCCGACUGAUGACAUACGCAUGGCCUUGCCUGCUACCGAAAAAUUCCGUCGAUCCCGCUACGAAAUACCACGGGCACCUCCUACUCGCUCACAUCAUCGCGAAAUUCGCUAUCCAUAAGAAGAUCGUGCUCCAGGUAUUCCACAGCCUGCUCAAAGCUCACGCUGUGGAAGCCCGCACCGUUGUGCGACAAGCUCUCGAAAUUCUCACGCCCGCGAUGCCUGCGCGUAUGGAGGACGGAAACCAGAUGCUCACGCACUGGACGAAGAAAAUCAUCAUCGAGGAGGGUCACACCCUGGCGCAGCUGGUGCACAUGCUCCAACUCAUGUGCCGGCAUCACCAUAUCUACUACCCGGUGAGGCAUCAUUUGAUCGCGCACAUAGUGAGCUCCGUGCAACGGCUCGGCUUCACCGCCAACGCGCAGCUCGAGCACAAGAAACUGAGCGUGGAUUUGGCCGAAGUCGUCAUCAAGUGGGAGCUGGAAAGGAUCCGAGAAACGCAGGACGGCGCUACGAGUGACGUGAAACCCAAUGAACAACAGGUCAACCUGAAGCCUCUUGAGAAAACUCAUACGGAUGCGAUUGUGAACUUCCUCAUUCGAAUGGCGUGCCAGGUCGGAGACAACGUUGCCGCCGCAACGGCAAACGCUGCGAAUUCUACAGGUGUUGCGAUGAUGAACGCAGCCAAUCCAGCUAGCGACGCUCUGUCCAAGCGUUGCCAGUUUUUGUUGAAAACGGCGUUCCGGCCCGAGCUCUGGGCGGACGCAGAGCUGAAACUGACUUGGCUCGAGAAACUCCUUGUCACCGUCGAGUCAGUCUCGCAGCCGAACUACCCGAACAUCUGUUCUUCUCUCGAUACGCUGGCUCUCCUUCUUACGAUCCUCCGCAAAGAAUCGAUCCUAGCCGCGUUCAAGCAAGUCCAACGUGGGCUUGCUGCCUGCAUGAACAUCUCGAUCCGAGCGGUCCUGAGUAGUUUGUACACAGUGUUCUCCCGCUUGAUGAAGAUCUUCCCGCCGGAGGCGAAUUCCACGAAGUACGAAGAGUUGGAGUUCCUAUACACACAAAUGUUCAAGGUGGUCACGGAUGGUCUCACGAAUUACGAGAAAGUGAGCAUGGCCAAUCCUUCUCUACUCCACGGACCGCUUAUGGUGCUCAAGGCCGCAUGCUGGAGCAAUCCAUGCUAUAUCGAUCGGCUCAUAACACCCUUCAUGAAAACCUUGUCCAAGCUGCAGCGAGAACACAUCGCCGGAUCCAACGACAUCAAUCCGAAUCCAAUGGGUCUGGAGCUCCUGAUCCUGUGCCUGGACCUCGUCAAAUACAGAGUGGGAGUCAUGGGCCCGGAAAUGCGGAAGACCUAUAUCGGCCAGAUUCUCGUACAACUCAUAGAGAAAACUCCAGAAGCCAAGGUUCUGCGAGCCAUUACGAAAAUGGUAGACGAGUGGAUUCGGAGCAAAAGCCCUUUCGCCGUCAACCAAACUCCAAGCCUACGCGAGAAAUCGAUCCUACUCGUGAAACUCAUGUCGUGGGUGGAGAAGAAAUUCCCCGACGAUCUCGAGCUCCAGGCGCAAUUCCUGGAGCUUAUACAUUUUGUGUUCUGCGAUCCGACGCUAAAGAACUCGGAACUCUCCUCGAAACUCGAACCAGCUUUCAUGGCGGGCCUUCGAUGCGUGCAACCUCACAUCCGGGCGAAAUUCUUCGAAAUCUACGACCAGUCGAUAAAGAAAAGACUCUACGAUCGUCUCGUGUACAUAACCUGUUUCCAGAACUGGGAGACGAUGGGAGCCCAUUUCUGGAUAAAGCAAUGCAUCGAGUUGGUUCUCGUCACUGCCGUCAUGGAGAAUACACUCGAGCCCGCGCCCGGAGGUCCUCUGAUCCCCGCGUUCACAACGAUCGCGACCCAAGCCGACCAGAACAUGCGUACGCCGUUCACGUUCACGAAAUACGAACCAAUGGACACCAGCGAGUCUAUGCCCGAGGACGUACUCGAGUUCAAUUUGAACGAUCUGAAGCUUUCGGACAACGCCCCGACGGCGGCAAAUAUCUCGAAAAAUUUCCACGUCCUCAACAAUACGGUGCGCGUCAUGAACGAGAACCGUAAGAGAUUCAAAAUCGAGUACGCGCUCUCUGCCAUCAUCCAGCUCUGCCACCACGACACUACACUGGCUCAGCAUCUCUGGGUCCAGAUGUUCCCGAAGAUCUGGAAAAUCCUCGGCGAGAAGCAACAGACCUCGUUAGGUGUCGAUUUGGCGGCGUUCGUUUGCUCGGGCAUCCAUCAAACGCAGAAAGACUGCCACCCGAACGCGAUCGGAACUUUCUGUGAGGCCUUCUCGCACUGUUCCAACGUUCAGCUCAAGCCCACAGUUGUCAAGUACACCGGGAAAUCGCACAACAUGUGGUAUUGGUCUACCCUGCAGCUCGAGCACGUCGUGGCGACAGCGGACAAAACGCCAAAGCGUGCGACGAGCACCGCCGUCGCUGCACAACAGCAGCAGCAGCAACCAUCCCAACUGCAGCAAGCCUCCCAGCAACAGCAACAACUGACUCAAUCUCAGCAGCAGCCUCAACCAAUGGACUGUUCUGAGCCGGAUCAGCAGAUUGUCGCGACCCCUCCACAACUCACGCUCCAUCAAGAGGCGCUAGACUGUCUCUCGGAGAUGUACAGUCUCUUACGCGAAGAUGAUCUCUUCGCCGGUUUGUGGCAGAAGAGAGCCACGUUCUCCGAUACGAUCACAGGCGUGACGUACGAGCAGCACGGCAUGUUCGAGCAAGCUCAGGCAGCCUACGAAUCGGCGAUGUCCAAAGCCAAAAUUGAAUACGCACAGAAUCCCGCGCCGGCCUCGGUUCAGAGCGAGUUUCGACUCUGGGAGGAACAUUGGAUCCGCUGCACGAAGGAACUAAAUCAAUGGGAAGUGCUCCUCGAAUACGGCGGCAACAAAACGGUGCAGAACAUGCACCUCGUUCUGGAAGCUGCGUGGAGAAUCCCCAACUGGUCGUUGAUGAAAGAGGCUCUCGGCCAAGUGGAGCAUAACUCGCCGAGAGAGUACCUCUGGAAACUCAAUCUGUACAGAGGAUACGUAGCCAUCUGCGAUUCCAGCUUCAAGCCCGAAAAUCAGUCGGGGACGGUGGAAAGACUGGUCGAAACGGUGGCGUCGUGCUGCAUCCGUGAGUGGAGGAGACUCCCACAAAUUGUUUCAAACACCCAUAUACCGAUGCUGCAAGCUUCGCAGCAGAUUGUCGAACUUCAGGAAGCUGCUCAAAUUCAUACAAGCCUCACGCCGACGACAACGUCCACGGUCGGACCAGGAAGCAAAAACAUCAUCUGUGAUAUGCGAGCGAUUGUAAAAACGUGGAGGAAGCGCUUGCCGGUUCUGAGUGAUGAUCUUUCGCACUGGAACGACAUAUUCACUUGGAGACAACGCCAUUAUCAAGCUAUAGCCGAUCACUUCCACAACCCUAGCAACCCGCCUCCUGCGGACAGCGCCCAGGCCAACAGCAGUAUGAUCGGUGUGCACGCGUCGGCUUCGACAAUAAUCCAUUUCGGGAAAAUCGCUCGAAAACACGGACUCAGUACUGUCUGUCUGGACUCGUUGAACAAAAUCCACACUAUUCCUUCGGUGCCCAUCGUAGAUUGCUUCCAGAAGAUCCUCCAGCAAGUCAAAUGCUACCUGAUCAUGAGCGCGCGCUCAGGAAGCCAGACCGAGGCCCAGGAAGGCCUCGAAGUCAUAGAGAGCACAAACUUGAAGUAUUUCAGCAAAGAGAUGAUCGCGGAGUUCUGCGCGCUCAAAGGAAUGUUCCUAUCUCAGCUGGGUCGCUCGAACGACGCCAACAAAGCUUUUUCUGCUGCCGUGCAGCUGCAAGACACGCUAAACAAAGGCUGGGCUCUAUGGGGUGAAUACCUGGAAACGAUGUUCACCAAAGAACCAUUCGCCGAUCGCAAUAUGCAAGUGGGAGAAUACGCGGUGACAUGCUACCUGCACGCAGCUCGCACUUCGAAUGAAGCUAAGACCCGGAAACACCUCGCUAAGUUGAUCUGGCUACUGACGUACGAUAACGAAAAGUUCCAGUUGAGUGAAUGCGUAGAUGAAUACUUUAGCGGGGUGCUACCGCAACUAUGGCUUCCUUGGGUGCCCCAACUCUUGACGUGCCUCGUACGUCAAGAGGGGAAACAACUCCUCAAUCUGCUUACGACCGUUGGUCGAGUCUGUCCCCAAGCCGUGUAUUUCCCCAUCCGAACGCUGUACCUUACUCUAAAAGUCGAGCAACGCGAACGCUUCAAGAGUACCGAAGCGGACAAGGCGAAGCAAGCCAGCGCGGCGAACGCCAACCUGAACGCCUCCACGAACAACAGCAACGAAAACACCGGAGGUCACGCGCAAGGCAGCAACGGUCAAACGCAAUCCGCGAACCAGCUCCGAGCCACGCCUUCGAUGUGGAGAUGCUCAAAGAUCAUGCAUAUUCAACGGGACGUCCACCCGACCGUCCUGUCGAGCCUCGAAGGCAUCGUGGACCAACUCGUCUGGUUCCGCGAAAACUGGUAUGAAGAAGUCCUCCGUCAGCUCAAGCAGGCGCUGACCAAGUGCUACGCCGUUGCUUUCGAGAACCGGCUGCAGGUCAGCGACGCUACGGUCACGCCGCAUACGUUGAAUUUCGUGAAGAAGCUCGUCUCGACAUUCGGCGUCGGCAUCGAGAACGUGGUCAGCGGCGGGGUCGCGGCCACGUACUCCACGACCGCGAGCGAGAGCCUCGCCAAGAGAGCGCAGGCCACGGCUCAAGAUCCAGUUUUUCAGCGGAUGAAAGUUCAGUUCACGGCAGACUUCGACUUCUCGACCGCGAACGCCAUGAAAUUGCAUAAUCUCAUCGGCAAAUUGAAGAAAUGGAUCAAAAUUCUCGAGAACAAAACGAAACUCCUGCCGAAGACCUCGCUCAUCGAAGAAAAGUGUCGAUUCAUGUCCAACUUCUGCCACGCCACCGCGGAGGUCGCCCUGCCCGGCGAGUUUCUGCUGCCGAGAGGGAAUCAUUUCGUGAAAAUCUCAAGAUUCAUGCCGCGAGUCGACGUUGUCCACAAACAUAACACCGCCGCUCGCCGUCUCUAUAUUCUCGGUCAGAACGGAAAAGUCUAUCCGUAUCUCGUCGUGAACGACGCCUGUCUCAGCGACGCUCGACGUGAGGAACGUGUGCUGCAGCUUUUGCGAAUGCUAAACCACUUGCUAGGGAAACAGAAGGAAACUGCGCGACGCGGUCUGAAUUUCACGGUACCGAAAGUCGUCGCCGUCAGUCCUCAGAUGCGACUCGUCGAGGACAAUCCCUGUUCGUUAUCGUUGCUCGACAUCUAUAAACAGAAGUGUCAGGCUAGGAGCACCGAGUACGACACACCCAUAGCGAAGUACUACGAAAAGUUGGCGUCCGUUCAGGGACGAGGAAGUCCCUCGAGCCAUCAGGUUCUCAAAGACAUCCUCCGAGAUAUACAACAGACCCAAGUGCCCAAGACGCUCCUCAAGGAGUGGGCCGAAAGCACCUACGUAGACCCCACAGAUUUCUGGACUUUCCGGAAGCAGUUCUCAAUCCAGUUGGCUUUGUGUGGAUUCAUCGAGUUCGUCCUGCACUUGACAAGACUGUCACCGGACAUGAUUUACAUUCAUCAGGAUAGCGGCUUCAUCAACGCUGCCUAUUACAAGUUUGAUGUGAGCGAUUCGUCCGGUGAGCUCGACCAGAGCCGUCCGGUUCCGUUCCGUCUCACGCCGAAUAUCGCCGAACUCGUCACUCCGAUAGGGAUUCAAGGUCCCAUGUGUGCGUCGAUGAUUGCUGUGGCUCGAUGCUUCACUCAGACGGCUUUCACGGCCCUUCUGAAACCAAUUCUGAGGGACGAGAUGAUCACCUGGCACAAGAAGAAUCACGAGGAUCACGGCUCCGCUUCCGAAGCCCCACCCGACAUGGAGGGUGAGAAGCUCGUUCUGGCGGUUAAUAAAGCGGUUCUGGCGAUAACCGCAAGGUUGAAUCGUAAGUAUCCCCCGGGAGAACCGAACAAAGUUCAGUCUCUGCUAGCUGCUGCGGCCAAUGCGGAGAAUCUCUGCCGAAUGGAUCCCGCUUGGCAUCCGUGGCUGUGAAGUCGGUCCGGAGAUAUUCAAUCAGCUUACGCUCGUUCUUCAACGACACGAUAAGCCUCAUUUCGACUUCCUGCUCAUCAUCAUUAUCAUCUCUUGUGUAUUUCAUAAAGAUAUCCAUGGAAGACGUGUGAUCGAAAGCAAUGCAACGAGUUCACAUUUGGUGGAUAGGACUCGUGUGUUUCGUCGUCAUCUUUCGAAGGUCUGAUGCAGACUCCGAAAAUCUCUGCGAAGAGAUACAUCUUGAGCACGACGUAUCGUUCCUGUAUAGUCUCUUAUCCA